AUGCCUUUCUUCCCACGCUUCCACUACCCCGAGCAGACCGGCUACGCCUCCUCGAGCUUCCCGACCGAUAUCCUGCGCCUCCUUGAGGGCCUCGACGCGCCGUCCAGCUCCACCGCCACGGGUCCCUCGGGCAGCAGCAGCUCCACCACCGGCCGCCGCGCCUUCAGCCCGAACUUCGACGUGCACGAGACGCAGCACGAGUACAUCCUCGAGGGCGAGGUGCCGGGCCUCUCCGACAAGAAGAACGUGUCCAUCGAGUUCACCGACGACAAGACGGUCCUGAUCCAGGGCAAGAUCGAGCGUGCGGUGCGCGGCUGGGUCGACGAGGCCGGCAACGUCAAGGCUAUCGAGCAGGGUGAACAGCAGAAGCAGAUCGAGCAGGCGGGCGAAGAGCAGAAGGAGAAGCAGAAGGAACAGCAGAAGCAGCCCGAUGCUGAGAAGAGGUCGAAGUACUGGGUCUCUGAACGCAGCGUCGGAGAGUUCAGUCGCAGCUUUAGCUUCCCCGGACACGUCGAUAUCGACAACGUCAAGGCUAGCCUCGAGCAUGGUAUCUUGAAGGUCGUCGUUCCCAAGCUUGAGAAGAAGUCGGGACGCAAGAUUGAGGUUGCUUGA
Tricharina praecox is the source of this 612-nucleotide messenger RNA. Its product is annotated as HSP20-like chaperone. The transcript has a single exon. The coding region runs from base 1 to 612 and encodes 203 amino acids. Gene Ontology annotation, biological process: response to heat; response to salt stress; protein complex oligomerization. The record is from RefSeq and is a predicted model, not a curated record. NCBI's taxonomy places the organism in Eukaryota, Fungi, Ascomycota, Pezizomycetes, Pezizales, Pyronemataceae.